This is a messenger RNA of Quercus robur (English oak), 1317 nucleotides long. RefSeq lists its product as uncharacterized. The record is from RefSeq and is a predicted model, not a curated record. Gene Ontology annotation, molecular function: nucleotidase activity. NCBI's taxonomy places the organism in Eukaryota, Viridiplantae, Streptophyta, Magnoliopsida, Fagales, Fagaceae. Bases 133 to 1044 code for a protein of 303 amino acids. Gene Ontology annotation, cellular component: cytosol. The transcript has 10 exons.
UCAGUGCACCUAUAAAUAAUACUCCUAAACCUCUAAUCAAGCUUUAAAGUUUAAACCUCUCUCUGAAACCAAUUCAAUUCAAAUUGAUCGCAAUCAGUUAUCAUUUCUCUAACCAAAAAAAAAAAAAAAAAAAUGGAAAACCGACCAACGAUCCUUGUUACGAACGACGAUGGCAUCGACGCGCCGGGACUUCGAGCUCUGGUUCGAGCCCUCGUCUCCACGCAACACUACAAUGUCCAAGUCUGCGCUCCUGAUUCGGAAAAGUCAGCUGUUAGUCAUUGUAUUACUUGGCGCCACCCGCUUACUGUGAAACAAGUACAUAUUGAUGGAGCAACAGCCUUUGCAACUUCUGGAACUCCAGCUGACUGUACUUCUUUGGGAAUUUCCAAAGCACUCUUUCCUUCAAUUGCUGAUCUGGUAGUUAGUGGCAUCAACAUGGGUAGCAACUGUGGUUAUCACAUCAUUUACUCUGGCACAGUAGCAGGUGCUCGAGAGGCCUUUUUCAAUGAUUUGCCUUCUGUCUCUAUAUCAUAUGAAUGGGUUGGAGGUAAGAGUAGUGUAGAUGACUAUACGCUUGCUGCUGAGGCUUGUUUACCAAUCAUAAGUGCAAUUCUGGCUGAGAUCAGGAAUCAGGCUUAUCCUCAAAAAUGUUUUUUGAACAUAGAUCUGCCAACAGAUGUUGCUAAUAAUAAGGGGUACAGGCUGACUAAGCAGGGUAAAAGUAUAUAUAAAAUGGGAUGGAAGCAAGUUACUUCUGACAUGCAAGGAGGAAAAAUGUUAUCAACUAUGACCAUGGAGGCUAACUCAGAAGCAUCAGCAGAAACUGAAACGUCAGCUACAUUGCCAGACAAUCUUUUGUUCAAGAGGGAAGUAAAGGAUCCCUACAUUGAUAAGGAGGUUGAUACAGACUACCAAUAUGUUCAAGAAGGAUAUAUUACUGUCACUCCUCUUGCUGCCCUGUCACGUGCAGACAGCGAUUCCUAUGCCUUCUUUCAAAAUUGGCUACCGAGUGUGGCUGAACAUGCUUCUACAUCAUCCUUGUGAUGCCAUUAAGAAUUUUGAAAGGGCAAGGUAAAAUUAUUGCUCAAAUAACUCCUUUGGAUUCUUCUUCCUGAAGAUUGCCAUUAUUGCCAGGUUUUGCUUGUACUUGCCACAUAUGUCCCUACUGAGAACAUCUGAAAGUUAUUUUGAACCCAGCUUUGUAUGAUUAAGUGGCAAAAGCUCUUCUGUAAGCUAUUAUUUUCCUAGUGAUUAGUUUGAUAGCAACUAUGGUCUUAACUUUGAUUUAUUUAAAUUUCCUAGAGACUUGGAUGACAA